This is a messenger RNA of Nicotiana tabacum (common tobacco), 736 nucleotides long. Its product is annotated as autophagy-related protein 8f. NCBI's taxonomy places the organism in Eukaryota, Viridiplantae, Streptophyta, Magnoliopsida, Solanales, Solanaceae. The record is from RefSeq and is a predicted model, not a curated record.
AUUAUUUAAACAUAGUAGAGAGUCCUAAAACAAAGCAAAAGCAAAGUCAUCAUUUACUCAACCUUCAUUGUUUAUCUUUUUCUCUCUCAAUUGACGAUCAUUCUUUCACAAAAAAGGAAAUGGCUAAGAGCUCAUUCAAGCAAGAGCAUGAUCUUGAGAAGAGGCGCGCCGAGGCUGCUAGGAUUAGGGAAAAAUACUCAGAUAGGAUUCCGGUGAUAGUCGAAAAAGCUGAGAAAAGUGAUAUUCCGAACAUUGAUAAGAAAAAGUAUCUUGUGCCAGCUGACUUGACAGUUGGGCAAUUUGUCUACGUCAUUCGCAAGAGAAUCAAAUUGAGUGCAGAAAAGGCAAUUUUCAUAUUUAUUGACAAUGUCCUACCGCCAACAGGAGCAAUCAUGUCUGCGAUCUAUGAUGAGAAAAAGGAUGAAGAUGGUUUCCUCUAUGUUACCUACAGCGGAGAAAACACAUUCGGGGCCUGAACGGGUUGUAGAGAUCGGUUUUUCUUACAGUUCCCCUGUUUAUUGUCCCGUGACACUGCUGUGUCCUGCUUAUAUCUUCUUUCGUCUUAUCAAAGGUUCUAUUGGAAAUAAUUAUGUAUAGCGUAUAGUUCAGAAAAACAAGUGUUGCGAUAUUCUGCAAUAUGAUGUUAAUAAUCAGUUUCAUUCAAUAACUUUAAUGACUGUGUUAGUGUCCUAAUCAGUUUCUGCUUUAUAAGGGACUCAAAGUCGCUAAUUCAUUC